This is a messenger RNA of Dibothriocephalus latus, 456 nucleotides long. Lineage: Eukaryota; Metazoa; Platyhelminthes; Cestoda; Diphyllobothriidea; Diphyllobothriidae. The record is from the annotation of a GenBank genome assembly.
UAUUUUAAACAGCAGGCCGAAUACCUGCAAUCUCGCCUGAAUGACCUUCUGAAUCGAACGGCCUCUAUGAAUCCCGAGGAAACUAAGACCGUCAUGGAACUGCAGACAAUGUGGAACGAUUCGAGAGAAAAGUUGGCUUUGCAAUUUGAGCAGCUUGAAGGGUUCUCAAAACUGUUAGAGACUGCUGGAACGGCCCUUGAGCUCUACGAGAAACAGCCAACGGAUGAACGAAAGUCCGAGUGCCAAAUACUGCUGACCCAACUGGAAGAGACUUACAGUUUGGAUCUUGAGACUGAUCGAGCCCGGAUCAAACAGCGUGCCCUGGACGAGACUAUAGCCACAAAGCAAAAAGUCACCCAGACCCUUGAGAGUGAAUGCAUGCCCGCAGCUCUGGUCAGUUUUCGCGAGUCCCUGCAGCAGUUGGCUACCCAGCUGAACGAAAUCCAAGGCGAACUG